Molecule: messenger RNA, 1749 nt
Organism: Dichotomopilus funicola
Lineage: Eukaryota; Fungi; Ascomycota; Sordariomycetes; Sordariales; Chaetomiaceae
Exons: 6
Coding region: 1-1749 (582 amino acids)
Biological process (GO): mannosylglycerate biosynthetic process
Cellular component (GO): cytoplasm
Molecular function (GO): mannosyl-3-phosphoglycerate synthase activity
Source: RefSeq, a predicted model, not a curated record
AUGCCCUUCUCCUCGACCACCAACGUGGACACUCCCAUUACUAACACCAACACGAAAACCUUCACGACCAACACUGCUACGGGUGACACCGACACCGAACCUCAAACGCAACCCUGGAAAUACGCCACCCGUAUUACCUGCACCAUUCCUAGCGGCAGAAGCAGCACCAGCAGCCUCCUCAGCACGUCCACAACUACUGCUGCUAGCAUGCGUGUGACCCGGCCCACCGCCAGCCUCCGUUUCGGCCCGCUGCAAGUGUUCGCCGAAGCAACGGUGCUUGACCCUGACGCUGCCGUCGGAGUAGCAGGGGGAAAGGGGGCCACGAGAGGGGGCGAAUCUAGCUCCUCCUCACGGGACGAUCUCAGCACUUCCAGCACCAGCAACAACAGCGCGGCGUACUUCCCCUGGCCCGUCUUGGACGCUGUGUUGUGCAAGAUGGUCAUUGUGGUGCCCUGCAAAGACGAGAAAUUGUCGGUUAUCCGCGGCGUGCUGGCGGCUAUCCCGGUGGGAUGUGCCGUCAUUUUGGUGUCGAACUGUCAGAGAACGGAUGACGACGACGAGUACGCACAGCAAGCAGCUAUGGCUCUGGCGUUCGCGUCACCUGGACGUCCGGUCAUGACGGUUCAUCAGAAGGACCCAAUUGCCGCGGCCGCGUUGCGAGCGGCGGGUAUGGCUGACCUGUGUGAGGACAAAGCGGUAUCCGGUGAUACACCCACCCCCGAGACAAUCCGCGACGGAAAAGGCGAGGGAAUGAUCCUCGGCAUCGCUCUGGCGGCGGCCUUUUGCCCCGGUCGAAAAUACAUUGGCUUUGUCGACGCCGACAACUUCUGCGCGGCUUCAGUGACGGAGUACUGUAAGGACUUUGCCACUGGGUUUGCCCUGGACGAGGAACGCGACGUGGAGGAAAAGGAGGAAAAGGAAGAGACGAUGGUCCGGCUGCGAUGGGCAUCGAAGCCCAAGGUCCGCAACGGCAUGGUCGAGUUCGUGCCGGAAGGCCGGUGCUCGCGCAUUGUCAACUCGUGGCUGAACCGAUUGUUUUCUCUCGAUGGUGGGAGUGGAAGUGGAAGGGAUGGAGCAACGGAAACGCCUGCUCAGAGUGGCUUCAUCACCACCGGCAAUGCUGGCGAACAUGCCAUGACCAUGGGCCUGGCGCUGAAACUGCGCUUGGCAUCGGGUUAUGCUAUUGAGCCGUUCCACUUUGUGGAUUUGCUAGAGCGCGCGCAGAUGACGGGCAGGAACACCACAAAUAUCAGCACCAAACAGCAGACGCCGUCAUCGUCGUCGACAGCUUCAUCGUCAGUACCCGGUAUCAAACCAUUAACCAAACCGGUCCGCAUCCUACAACUACGGACCCGCAGCCCGCACUACCACCGUGCCUCACCCGAGGCACAUAUCCGACGGAUGUGGGCUGUCGGACUAGGCUGUAUCUAUCACGGACUCGCCUCAGCCACGGCGUUCCUCCGACAAGAGCCCGAGACGGACCAUCCCAUCACCGUCGACGCUGAUGAUGCGGGUGGGCUCAACGACGCUGGAAAUAAUCCUAAUACUCAUAAUACUAACAUUUCUCAUCUCCUGCGCGAGAUGCACAACUUUGCGAAGGACGGCGGGGCCGUGGAGGCUGAGACAGGCGCUCUACCCCGACCGAGAGUGUACCCUGCGCUAGAAGGAAUGGAUGGACGGAAGUUUCGCGAGGGGAUGCUAGGCCGGAAGGGAAGGGCUGGGGGGACGUUGAGGAUGGCUGGUGUGUGA